Molecule: messenger RNA, 711 nt
Organism: Fimicolochytrium jonesii
Lineage: Eukaryota; Fungi; Chytridiomycota; Chytridiomycetes; Spizellomycetales; Powellomycetaceae
Product: cytidine deaminase-like protein
Exons: 1
Coding region: 1-711 (236 amino acids)
Molecular function (GO): hydrolase activity; zinc ion binding
Source: RefSeq, a predicted model, not a curated record
AUGGCCGGAGACACGAGGACACUGGCCGAGCCGGAGCCCGAGUUGGAGAAGGUUGACACCGCUGCAGAGACGAACACCGCAGCGGAAGCAGCAAGUACUGGCGAUCCUGCGAAACCACCAAAGAAGAAGCGUCCACGAAUCACGGCUCCACCCACCAGCCAUCUCUCAAUCAACCCUUACGACUGGAAGUAUGACCCUUCCAUUGCCUUCGACGCCAACUACAUUGACCUGGCCUGCCUGGUGGCUCGGAAUAGCGUCUCCUUGAAGGGCCACAUGGGCGCCGUGCUGCUCUCCCCUCCAAAUUCCAUUCAGCCUCAAGGCGAAAUCCUGCACUUGUCCACCAAUGUUCCCGUCUUUCCAGUAUCGACCAACAAAACGAUGAAGUCAUCUGCAGAGAUCCACGCCGAAGCGAAUGCAAUAGUCAGUUGUGCGCGGCAGGGUGUGUCUACGCAAGGGAAGUGGAUUUAUGUGACCUUCCCACCUUGCAAAGACUGCUUUAUGUUGAUUGUGUAUGCGGGGAUCAAGAGGAUUUGCCAUCGGCGAAGGUGCAUUCUCCCGGAGAUGAAGGAGAUUGCACAAACAUGGGGAAUCGAGCUUGUGGAGUGGACGAGUGCGGAAGAGGACGACCUGUGCAAGGCGAGAUGUGAUGGACUCGUGAAGAGGUGGACGGAGGUCAACGAGCCAGACGAGCCACUGAUACCGGUACAAUAG